CAGUUACAACACUCCUUUGGUUCCAGUCUCUGCUGCAGGGUGGCAGGUUACAGGCUGCCUUUCCCUUCUUUCUCUCUGCUUCAGGUGACUCCAAAUACGCACCGGAGAAACCCCGGAGGUUUCCCCUCUCUGGCAUUAAAUUCUAGUCACGUUCAGCAGAAAAAAGGGCAGGAAUUAGAUGACCAAACAGGUCCUUGAGAAGAGCCCCAGUCCUUUCAGCUCGCCUCCACGCCUCCCACUCGGCUUCCUAUAUUGUGUUCUUGUCUGUUACGCCGCGCUUAUCUGUUCAAACUUCAGGACAGCAUGACAGGAGGACUGAAGGACGGCGAGAAGGAAGAGGAGUUUCUGCAUUCGCCGUUCAUCCGAAAGCAAGGGAACAUUUACAAACCCAACAACAAGGACAUGGACAACGACAGUCUGAACGAGAAGACCAUGGAUGAUGUCCACACCAAAGAGAUCGACCUGGUCAACCGGGACCCGAAGCGCAUAAACGACGACGUUGUCAAGGUAGACUUCGAGGACGUGAUCGCCGAGCCUGCAGGGACCUACAGCUUCGACGGCGUGUGGAAAGCCAGCUUCACCACCUUCACCGUCACCAAGUACUGGUGCUACCGGCUGCUGACGGCGCUGGUGGGCAUCCCCCUGGCGCUGAUCUGGGGAAUCUUCUUCGCCAUCCUGUCCUUCCUGCACAUCUGGGCCGUGGUGCCGUGCGUCAAGAGCUAUCUGAUCGAGAUCCACUGCGUCAGUCGCGUCUACUCCAUCUGCGUGCACACCUUCUGCGACCCGCUGUUCGAGGCCAUGGGCAAGUGCCUCAGCAGCAUCCGAAUCAGCACCGUCAAGGAGGUGUAGCGUCCGGAAGGAGAGGAGGAGGAUUAACGGAGAGAAGGGGGGGAGGGAAGAUGGGAGGGCUAGAGCAACACUCAAGAAGAAGUUGACCUCUGGAAAAUGGGAGACUUUUCCAGAAGGGGCGGGGUUGUGUGGAAAUAAAGGGGCGUGGUCACAUGGCAUCAGACUCCGCCUUUUUUUCCAACAGCUGUUUUUUUCUCUCCAGUGUGGGUGGGCACAACAAAGGAAAGGGUCGUUCUCCAGGGUUUUUGUUCAUUCUUCACUGUUGUCCAGCAAAUCUGUUUUUCUGUUUUUGUUUUUCCACAUGAUGUAAAUUCUUUCCAGUCUUCCUGUUUCUGAGGAGAGCUUUAUCACUUUGAUUCGUGUGAAGAGGGGAGUAUCGGGGUGUUUCUCUCGCGCUUAUUCCUGUUUGUUUUUUGGAGCCGUUGGGUGGGGGUGGGGGUGGGGUCGGUUGGGGGUUAGUGAGGUCAAAGCAGAGACAAAGAGUGAGCGCUGCCACAGUCAAUCUGACUCAGCAGAAACAAAACAAGCCGAAGAGCACAGAAACAACCCCUCCCUCUGGCCUCCAUGACCGUCAAACCCACCGAAAUCAAACCCACCCACCUCCCACCUCCACCCUUCGCUGGCUGUCCAGCAGUCUGACACACUGAACCUGCCCUCGUUCCUGCAUGCACCUGUUCCCUUGCAAACAAAUCGCCGUCCGCCACCGCCACUCUGCAUCCGCUUCUUCCUUCACCUCCACCUCAAAUGUUUCCAGUGCAGGUUUCAUCCCCAUCAUCCUCAUGACAGUGUGACAGAGAAUUGAUUUUAGCAACUCUUUUCUGACCAAUUUAGGCCUUUCAUUCUUCAGUGAAGCUUCUUUUAAAUGCUCCAUAGUGAAUGCUUCUCCCCCCCCCCCCCCCCUACACUAUGAAAAUGAAGAACUUUUGAGGGGUUUAACUUCAAUACCGUUGUGUUUUUUAAUAUGUACUGUAUGGUUGUCUAUGCAUCAAAUGACAAGCCUCAUUCCAGUGCACUAAUCUAAUGGAAAGUAUUGUUAGUGGAUAGCACUAAUGAAGAUCUCCUGUUUGCAAAGGUAGUGGAGUACUAGUAGCUACUUUGGUGUGCAGACACAAGCUUGUGUGGAGAUGUUUCUUAAUGCGCUGUGGUACUUGCACAGGUUAAUGCAUUGGAAUUAAGAUAAUGUGAGAUGGAGUGUGUGUGUUUUUGGAUGCAUUUGUUGCCCCUUUUUUUGAUAAUUAUUUGUUGUAAUUUCCCCCUGACUACAUUGUUCUGCCUCCCCUUGCUUCUUGACUGUGGACACGAUGCUGAAAAGCGUCAAACUGAUGCCUCCCUCCCAGGAGACGGGUGAACGGAGGGACUGUUGGGUGGGGUUUCUGCAUUUGUAUAAGGAUGGGGUUAUGUUUUGUUGAGACACUAAGCUCGCUUUGACUCCGUCACCUUCAGUCUACCUGCUGUCUUCUCACAGGGAAGGUAACAUCCUAGCACCUGUUCCUUGAAUGGACUGUUUUUAAGCUCCAAAGGUGAUAUUUUUAUAAGAAAAUAUUUGUUUUUUUUUCCUUCCCUGCUUUUAUUGUACAAUAUCACGCUGUGCACAUUAAAAUUUAAUAUAAUCCA
Molecule: messenger RNA, 2463 nt
Organism: Eleginops maclovinus (Patagonian blennie)
Lineage: Eukaryota; Metazoa; Chordata; Actinopteri; Perciformes; Eleginopidae
Gene: cav1
Product: caveolin 1
Exons: 3
Coding region: 304-849 (181 amino acids)
Biological process (GO): cell differentiation; caveola assembly; regulation of cytosolic calcium ion concentration
Cellular component (GO): perinuclear region of cytoplasm; Golgi apparatus; caveola
Molecular function (GO): molecular adaptor activity; protein kinase binding; transmembrane transporter binding
Source: RefSeq, a predicted model, not a curated record